Piliocolobus tephrosceles (Ugandan red Colobus) is the source of this 418-nucleotide messenger RNA. Its product is annotated as breakpoint cluster region protein-like. The record is from RefSeq and is a predicted model, not a curated record. Gene Ontology annotation, cellular component: membrane. Gene Ontology annotation, biological process: signal transduction; positive regulation of GTPase activity. Gene Ontology annotation, molecular function: GTPase activator activity. Lineage: Eukaryota; Metazoa; Chordata; Mammalia; Primates; Cercopithecidae. The transcript is spliced from 3 exons. The coding region runs from base 65 to 418 and encodes 117 amino acids.
CCCACUAUAGAUUGAAGUAAAGCUCUCGGUCAAGUUCAACAGCAGGGAGUUCAGCUUGAAGAGGAUGCCGUCCCGAAAACAGACAGGGGUCUUCGGAGUCAAGAUUGCUGUGGUCACCAAGAGAGAGAGGUCCAAGGUGCCCUACAUUGUACGCCAGUGUGUGGAGGAGAUCGAGCGCCGAGGCAUGGAGGAGGUGGGCAUCUACCGCGUGUCCGCAGUGGCCACAGACAUCCAGGCACUGAAGGCAGCCUUCAACAUCAGUCAGUGUUGGCCUGGCGAGGACAGGAUGGAAGUGUGGGAGGUGGUGUCCGUGAUGGAAGACACCAGUUCAAACACUGAAACCAAUCAGAUUCACACUGAAACCAAUCAGAUUCUCCCACAGCCUUCCUGCUAUCAGAAGACACUGGUGCAGGGGUGA